UGCUUUCAGUCUGCUCGACGUCGUACUGUAAUCCAGGCGUCAACAUCCGAGUUACUACGAGGUCUUGGCCAAUUUAUCGCCCAGAACAGUCAUAUCGCUGCCUUUGAACCAGCUCAUCUCGUCAUGUGGCUACGUACUGUUGAUCGAGCACUCCUACUACAGGGCUGGCAGGAUGUUGCAUUCAUCAAUCCGGCAAAUUUGGUUUUCGUUUUUCUGAUUAUCAGAGAAGUAAUACCAGGUAAGCAAGUCCCUAUGGAUAUGGACAACCCAAAAAGGACCAGAAAUGAGGAAUCCAUCCAUACUGUGGACGAUUUACACGCAUGGGUACUGACAUGUCUCUAUAUCAGCUACUCCUAUAUGGGCAAUGAAAUCUCGUACCCUUUGAAGCCUUUCCUCAUCGAACUUGACCGUGAUAAAUUCUGGGAACGAUGUGUGACGAUUGUGACGAAUCACAGCCAAGAUAUGCUUCGACUGAAUUCGUCGUCUGCGUUUUUCACCGAGGUAUUCAGCGAACUCAAAACAUAUUCGACGGAUUUUUGA
This is a messenger RNA of Cooperia oncophora, 540 nucleotides long. Lineage: Eukaryota; Metazoa; Nematoda; Chromadorea; Rhabditida; Trichostrongylidae. The record is from the annotation of a GenBank genome assembly.